AUGGAUAGCACCAUCGCUGAUGUCACUUCCACCACCAGUGACCUCACUCACCAGAACUCAGCCACUGACGUCUUGCAUUACAUCACCUCUGCCCCCUCUGGCACUGCCAUAGGCCCCACUACUGCCCCCAUGGCCACAACCACUCCCACUCCCACACCCACACCCACACCCACUCCCACUCCCACACCCACACCCACACCCACUCCCACACCCACACCCACAACCACUCCCACACCCACUCCCACACCGACUCCCACUCCCACACCCACUCCCACAACCACUCCCACACCCACUCCCACUCCCACACCCACUCCCACAACCACUCCCACACCCACUCCCACACCCACACCCACACCCACACCCACUCCCACUCCAACACCCACACCCACUCCCACAACCACUCCCACACCCACUCCCACACCCACUCCCACACACACACCCACUCCCACAACCACACCCACACCCACACACACACCCACAACCACACCAACACCAACACCCACUCCCACUCCCAGAACCACACCCACACCCACACCCACUCCCACACCCACACCCACUCCCACACCCACACCCACACCCACUCCCACGGCCACAACCACUCCAACUCCCACUCCCACAACCACUCCCACACCCACACCCACACCCACUCCCACACCCACCCACACACACACACCCACACCAAAACCCACUCUCACUCCCACACCCACACCGACACCCACUCCCACACCCACUCCCACACCAACACCCACACCCACAUCCACUCCCACACCCACACCCAUUCCCACACCCACACCCACACCCACACCCACUCCCACACCCAUACCCACUCCCACACCCACACCCACACCCACACCCACACCCACACCCACACCCACUCCCACACCCACACCCACUCCCACACCCACAACCACACCCACACCCACUCUCACACCAACACCCACUCCCACACCCACACCCAUUCCCACACUCACACCCACUCCCACACCCACACCCACUCCCACACCCACACCCACUCCCACACCAACACCCACUCCCACACCCACACCCAUUCCCACACUCACACCCACUCCCACACCCACACCCACUCCCACACCCACACCCACUCCCACACCCCCCACUCCCACACCCACACCCACUCCCACACCCACACCCACACCCACACCCACUCCCACUCCCUAACCCACCCCCACACCCACACCCUCACCCACUUCCACACCCACACCCACUCCCACACCCACACGCACACCCACACCCACACCCUCACCCACUCCCACACCCACACCCACUUCCACACCCACACCCACACCCACACGCACACCCACACCCACACCCUCACCCACUCCCACACCCACUCCCACACCCACACCCUCACCCACACCGACACCCACACCGACACCCACUCCCACAGCCACUCCCACUCCCACACCCACUCCCACACCCACACCCACUCCCAAUCCAACACCCACACCCAAUUCAACUCCCACACCCACACCCACUCCCACACCCACAUCCACACCCACUCCCACACCCACACCCACACCCACUCCCACACCCACACCCACUCCCACACCCAUACCCACACCCACCCCCACUCCCAUACACACACCCACACGCACACCCACACCCACACCCUCACCCACUUCCACACCCACACCCACACCCACACCCACACCCACUCCCACACCCACACCCACACCCACUCCCACACCCACUCCCACACCCACACCCACACCCACUCCCACACCCACACCCACACCCACACCCACUCCCACUCCCACACCCACUCCCACACCCACACCCACUCCCACUCCCACACCCACUCCCACAUCCAUACCCACUCCCACCCCCACACCCACACCCUCACCCACUUCCACACCCACACCCACACCCACUCCCACUCCCACACCCACACCCACACCCACACCCACUCCCACACCCACACCCACACCCACUCCCACUCCCACAUCCACUCCCACAUCCAUACCCACACCCACCCCCACACCCACACGCACACCCACACCCACACCCACACCCACUCCCACACCCACUCCCACACCCACACGCACACCCACACCCACACCCACUCCCAAUCCCACAACCACACGCACACCCACACCCACACCCUCACCCACACCCACACCCACUCCCACUCCCACACCCACACCCACUCCCACACCCACACCCACACCCAUACCCACACCCACCCCCACACCCACACGCACACCCACACCCACACCCUCACCCACUCCCACACCCACACCCACUCCCACACCCACACCCACACCCACACCCGCUUCCACUCCCACUCCCACUCCCACACCCACACCCACACCCACACCCACACCCACACCCACACCCAUUCCCACACCCACACCCACACCCACUCCCACACCCACUCCCACACCCAUACCCACUCGCAUACCCACACCCACACCCACACCCACUCCCACAUCCACACCCACUCCCACACCCACUUCCACACCCUCUCCCACACCCACACCCACUCUCACACCCACACCCACUCCCACACCCACAUCCACACCCACACCCACACCCACUCCCACACCCACACCCACUCCCACACCCAUACCCACACCCACCCCCACUCCCAUACACACACCCACACGCACACCCACACCCACACCCUCACCCACUACACCCACUCCCACACCCAUACCCACACCCACCCCCACUCCCAUACACACACCCACACGCACACCCACACCCACACCCUCACCCACUUCCACACCCACACCCACACCCACACCCACACCCACUCCCACACCCACACCCACACCCACUCCCACACCCACUCCCACACCCACACCCACACAUACAACCACACCCGAUCCCACACCCUCACCCACACCCACACCCUCACCCACUUCCACUCCCACAUCCACACCCACUCCCACACCCACAGCCACACCCACUCCCACACCCACACCCACACCCUCACCCACACCCACCUCACCCACUUCCACACCCACACCCACACCCACACCCACUCCCACACCCACACGCACACCCACACCCACACCCUCACCCACUCCCACACCCACACCCACACCCACUCCCACACCCACACCCACACCCACACCCACACCCACUCCCACACCCACACGCACACCCACACCCACACCCUCACCCACUCCCACACCCACUCCCACACCCACUCCCACACCCACUCCCACUCCCACACCCACUCCCACACCCACACCCACUCCCAAUCCAACACCCACACCCAAUUCAACUCCCACACCCACACCCACUCCCACACCCACACCCACACCCACUCCCACACCCACACCCACACCCACUCCCACACCCACACCCACUCCCACACCCACCCCCACUCCCAUACACACACCCACACGCACACCCACACCCACACCCUCACCCACUUCCACACCCACACCCACACCCACACCCACACCCACUCCCACACCCACAACUCCCACACCCACUCCCACACCCACUCCCACACCCACACCCACACAUACAACCACACCCGCUCCCACACCCUCACCCACACCCACACCCUCACCCACUUCCACUCCCACAUCCACACCCACUCCCACACCCACAACCACACCCUCUCCCACAACCACACCCACACCCUCACCCACACCCACACCCACACCCACUCCCACACCCACACCCACACCCACACCCACUCCCACUCCCACACCCACUCCCACACCCACACCCACUCCCACUCCCACACCCACUCCCACAUCCAUACCCACUCCCGCCCCCACACCCACACCCUCACCCACUUCCACACCCACACCCACACCCACUCCCACUCCCACACCCACACCCACACCCACACCCACUCCCACACCCACACCCACACCCACUCCCACUCCCACACCCACUCCCACACCCACACCCACACCCACCCCCACACCCACACGCACACCCACACCCACACCCACACCCACUCCCACACCCACUCCCACACCCACACGCACACCCACACCCACACCCACUCCCAAUCCCACAACCACACGCACACCCACACCCACACCCUCACCCACACCCACACCCACUCCCACUCCCACACCCACAUCCACACCCACACCCACUCCCACACCCACUCCCACACCCACACCCACACCCACACCCACACCCACCCCCACACCCACACCCACACCCACACCCACACCCACACCCACUCCCACACCCACACCCACUCCCACACCCACACCCACACCCACACCCACUCCCACUCCCACUCCCACUCCCACACCCACACCCACACCCACUCCCACACCCACACCCACACCCACUCCCACACCCACACCCACACCCACUCCCACACCCACUCCCACACCCACACCCACUCGCAUACCCACACCCACACCCACACCCACUCCCACAUCCACACCCACUCCCACACCCACUACACCCACACCCACACCCACUCCCACACCCACUCCCACACCCACACCCACACAUACAACCACACCCGCUCUCACACCCUCACCCACACCCACACCCUCACCCACUUCCACUCCCACAUCCACACCCACUCCCACACCCAUACCCACUCCCACCCCCACACCCACACCCUCACCCACUUCCACACCCACACCCACACCCACACCCACUCCCACACCCACACGCACACCCACACCCACACCCUCACCCACUCCCACACCCACACCCACACCCACUUCCACACCCACACCCACACCCACACCCACUCCCACACCCACACGCACACCCACACCCACACCCUCACCCACUCCCACACCCACUCCCACACCCACACCCACACCCACACCGACACCCACACCGACACCCACUCCCACACCCACUCCCACUCCCACACCCACUCCCACAACACCCACUCCCACACCCACUCCCACACCCACACCCUCACCCACACCGACACCCACACCGACACCCACUCCCACAGCCACUCCCACUCCCACACCCACUCCCACACCCACACCCACUCCCAAUCCAACACCCACACCCAAUUCAACUCCCACACCCACACCCACUCCCACACCCACAUCCACACCCACUCCCACACCCACACCCACACCCACUCCCACACCCACACCCACUCCCACACCCACACCCACACCCACCCCCACUCCCAUACACACACCCACACGCACACCCACACCCACACCCUCACCCACUUCCACACCCACACCCACACCCACACCCACACCCACUCCCACACCCACACCCACACCCACUCCCACACCCACUCCCACACCCACUCCCACUCCCACACCCACACCUUCACCCACACCCGCACCCACUCCCACACCCACACCCACACCCACUCCCACACCCACUCCCACACCCACUCCCACACCCACACCCACACAUACAACCACACCCGCUCCCACACCCUCACCCACACCCACACCCUCACCCACUUCCACUCCCACAUCCACACCCACUCCCACACCCAUACCCACUCCCAACCCCACACCCUCACCCACUUCCACACCCACACCCACACCCACACCCACACCCACACCCACACGCACACCCACACCCACACCCUCACCCACUCCCACACCCACACCCACACCCACUUCCACACCCACACCCACACCCACACCCACACCCACUCCCACACCCACACGCACACCCACACCCACACCCUCACCCACUCCCACACCCACUCCCACACCCACUCCCACACCCACUCCCACUCCCACACCCACUCCCACACCCACACCCACUCCCACCACACCCACACCCACUCCCACACCCACUCCCACACCCACUCCCACACCCACACCCACACAUACAACCACACCCGCUCCCACACCCUCACCCACACCCACACCCUCACCCACUUCCACUCCCACAUCCACACCCACUCCCACACCCACAACCACACCCUCUCCCACAACCACACCCACACCCUCACCCACACCCACACCCACACCCACUCCCACAACACGCACACCCACACCCACACCCUCACCCACACCCACACCCACUCCCACUCCCACACCCACAUCCACACCCACACCCACUCCCACACCCACUCCCACACCCACACCCACACCCACACCCACACCCACCCCCACACCCACACCCACACCCACACCCACACCCUCACCCACUCCCACACCCACACCCACUCCCACACCCACACCCACACCCACACCCGCUUCCACUCCCACUCCCACUCCCACACCCACACCCACACCCACUCCCACACCCACACCCACACCCACUCCCACACCCACACCCACACCCACUCCCACACCCACUCCCACACCCAUACCCACUCGCAUACCCACACCCACACCCACACCCACUCCCACAUCCACACCCACUCCCACACCCACUUCCACACCCUCUCCCACACCCACACCCACUCUCACACCCACACCCACUCCCACACCCACACCCACACCCACACCCACACCCACUCCCACACCCACACCCACUCCCACACCCACACCCACACCCACCCCCACUCCCAUACACACACCCACACGCACACCCACACCCACACCCUCACCCACUUCCACACCCACACCCACACCCACACCCACACCCACUCCCACACCCACACCCACACCCACUCCCACACCCACUCCCACACCCACACCCACACAUACAACCACACCCGAUCCCACACCCACACCCACACCCACUUCCACUCCCACACCCACACCCACUCCCACACCCACAGCCACACCCACACCCACUCCCACACCCAUACCCACUCGCAUACCCACACCCACUCCCACUCCCACACCCACACCUUCACCCACACCCGCACCCACUCCCACACCCACACCCACUCCCACACCCACUCCCACACCCACACCCACACAUACAACCACACCCGCUCUCACACCCUCACCCACACCCACACCCUCACCCACUUCCACUCCCACAUCCACACCCACUCCCACACCCAUACCCACUCCCACCCCCACACCCACACCCUCACCCACUUCCACACCCACACCCACACCCACACCCACUCCCACACCCACACGCACACCCACACCCACACCCUCACCCACUCCCACACCCACACCCACACCCACUUCCACACCCACACCCACACCCACACCCACUCCCACACCCACACGCACACCCACACCCACACCCUCACCCACUCCCACACCCACUCCCACACCCACACCCUCACCCACACCGACACCCACACCGACACCCACUCCCACACCCACUCCCACUCCCACACCCACUCCCACACCCACACCCACUCCCAAUCCAACACCCACACCCAAUUCAACUCCCACACCCACACCCACUCCCACACCCACAUCCACACCCACUCCCACACCCACACCCACUCCCACACCCACACCCACUCCCACACCCAUACUCACACCCACCCCCACUCCCAUACACACACCCACACGCACACUCACACCCUCACCCACUUCCACACCCACACCCACACCCACACCCACACCCACACCCACUCCCACACCCACUCCCACACCCACACCCACACAUACAACCACACCCGAUCCCACACCCUCACCAGACGACAAAGAAGGGAGGAGGAGUGACAGAGGCCAGGCCUGCGGCCCAGGCUGCAGGAUCCUUGGACCCAAUUACUUUCUAGGCCCUAGUGAAGGAGCUCGCAAAAUCUUGUGA
Messenger RNA from Hemiscyllium ocellatum (epaulette shark), 7629 nucleotides. Its product is annotated as mucin-2-like. NCBI's taxonomy places the organism in Eukaryota, Metazoa, Chordata, Chondrichthyes, Orectolobiformes, Hemiscylliidae. The transcript has 14 exons. The record is from RefSeq and is a predicted model, not a curated record.